Messenger RNA from Daucus carota subsp. sativus, 1863 nucleotides. Its product is annotated as serine carboxypeptidase II-2. The coding region runs from base 178 to 1584 and encodes 468 amino acids. The record is from RefSeq and is a predicted model, not a curated record. Lineage: Eukaryota; Viridiplantae; Streptophyta; Magnoliopsida; Apiales; Apiaceae. Gene Ontology annotation, molecular function: serine-type carboxypeptidase activity. Gene Ontology annotation, biological process: proteolysis. The transcript has 10 exons.
AUACAUCAUGUCAUCAUCACAUUCUCUUUUCGUCAGUUGAAUCUCUACGCACACCACAACUACACAAGCCCAUACAUUUGAUCACAAACACCCAACCCCACCAUCUUUAUUCUUUAUUACACAUACACUUGUACUCAUUACAAUCAGACCAAAACAGAAACCCACCCCCUUCCAAAAAUGUCACAACUAAACAUGGGUUUUUUCUUGUUCAUCAUUCUAUUCAUCACUACAGUUAAAUGUUCAUCUUCAGACCCGAUUUUGCAGCAAGAAUUAGACAAGGUGUUGAGUUUACCAGGUCAAAGCUUUGAUGUUGAGUUUGCUCAGUACUCAGGGUAUGUUACGGUCAAUGAGAAGUCAGGGAGAGCUUUGUUUUAUUGGUUGACUGAAGCUGUGGAUGAUCCGGCUGACAAGCCUCUUGUUCUCUGGCUCAACGGAGGACCUGGGUGUUCAUCGAUUGCUUUUGGCAUGGCUGAGGAAAUUGGGCCUUUCCAUGUUAAUAAAGAUGGGAAGACUCUCUAUUCCAAUCCAUUCUCUUGGAAUCAAGUUGCUAAUCUACUAUUUCUUGACUCCCCUGUUGGCGUUGGUUAUUCAUAUUCAAACACCUCUUCUGAUCAUCUAAAUAAUGGAGAUAAAAGAACUGCUGAAGAUUCACUGCAGUUUCUACUGAAUUGGUUGGAGCGUUUUCCUCAGUAUAAAGGAAGGGACUUUUACAUCACAGGGGAGAGCUAUGCAGGCCAUUAUGUUCCGCAACUGAGCCAAGCAAUAGUAAAGCAUAACUUGGAGAAAAAAGCCAAGGCGAUCAAUUUAAGGGGUUACAUGGUUGGAAAUGCUUUGACUGAUGACUUUCAUGACCACUUGGGACUUUUCCAAUUUAUGUGGUCAGCAGGUUUGAUUUCUGAUCAAAGCUACAAGAAGCUGAACCUUUUUUGUGACUUCCAGUCUUUUGUUCACACAUCAGAGCAGUGUGACAAGGUUUUGGACAUUGCUGAGAAAGAAUUUGGUAAUAUCGAUCCUUAUAGCAUCUUCACUCCUUCUUGCACCGGUAAUUUUAGCGAAUCAAAUGGGAAAUUGAGAAGACGGCAUAAAUUUGGUCACAUUGGCCAGAAGUAUGAUCCUUGCACUGAGAAGCACUCUACUGUAUAUUUCAAUCUACCCGAGGUUCAGAAAGCUCUUCAUGUUCAUCAAAGAACUUCCCCAUUUACAUGGCAAACAUGCAGUGAUGAGGUCGGUCUUCAUUGGAAGGAUUCUCCAAAGUCAAUGCUGGAUGUUUAUCACGAGCUCAUACGUUCUGGACUGCGUAUAUGGGUCUUCAGUGGUGAUACAGAUGCUGUGAUACCAGUAACAUCUACACGAUACACCAUAGAUGCUCUCAAACUUCCAACUGUGACUCCAUGGCAUGCUUGGUACGAUGAUGAAGGACAGGUAGGAGGAUGGUCCCAAGUCUAUGAAGGGCUAAAUUUCGUUACAGUAAGAGGGGCAGGACAUGAAGUACCUCUACAUAAGCCCAAAUUAGCUCUCAUGCUCAUCAAGUCCUUCCUCUCAGGAGUUUCGAUGCCAAAGUUGAAGCUAGUUACUGACACUUGAAACGUUUCUUUCUUCGUUCUUGAGGAUUGAGGUGUUUAUUAUUAACAGAGACUACUAUUUAUGUAUCAGAAGUCAAAUGAUAUAGUAUACUUCAGAUACUUUUUUACAAACAGAGGAAAAGUAUGGUUGCAUGUUUAGAAUUCCACUUGCUGAUUCUUGUAAUUUGUAUCUUCAGGUGUAAUGCUCCAUCUAGCUACUUCAUUUGGAGAUAUAAUAUAAAAGGAUAUCAAUAAAACUAUACUCUAUUAAUAAACACAUUUAUAUAUUGUCCUGGCUAUA